AUUUGAUUAAAAAAAAGGAGGGAACUUGGCAAUUGUUAUCAAGGAGAACCAAUGAGAAAAAACGAAUUUUCCCUGUAGUUAAAGCAUAAAAUUUAACACAUUUUAAGCCAAUAAACAAUGUAAUGUCAUAGGAAUGACCAAAAGAUAUAUGUUUAAUGAGCAGGCCUAAAAAGGUUGGUUGGUUGGUUUCAGCGGAGCUAUCCAUGUUGUCCUUUCACUUUAUCCUGCAUUUAAUGGUGAAUUAUCUCGUUUAUAUGAGUGGGACACCAAAAUCAGACAGUUAAAUACUCCUGCGGUCUGGUCCGCGGAUAAUUCACGGUUUUCGUUUGUCGUUGGAAGAAAAGGAGGGAAAGAAGAAAAUGGCGCAGCAGCUAACACAGAGUCCGGCUAGAAGCAUCCAGGCGAACGCCAAGGAGUCAGGGCCUGCAAUGAAAUGAAGGACAAUGAGGAAGAUGAUGUUGGAGAUGAAGAAUUGGACCGCCGACACGAAUACUGUAAGGUAAGUGGUGUGCUGAUAAUCAGUUGCAACUGCAAUAUGCGUAACCAUUAUCUCAGGCUAGUAUAGUUACAGAUACCAGGUAGCCGCUAGCUUGAAGAGCUCAUGUUUCGUGUAGGAGAGAGUGGGGUAAGUUGAGCCAAAGGUUAAGUUGAGUCACCCCUGUUGCUUGGAAAUGGUCAAAGAAAUUGAUCAUGUGACCAAAUAUUUAGGAGAUAGGCAUCAAUUCAUGGAGUCUGUGUAGGUUAGAAGCACAUGGGUGAAGGGGUUUGACAUUUAUAAAAAAAAAAAAAAAACAUUUUUCACUCUUGGAAGGGAAUUUAGUCCGUCAUAAGUUUUAUAAGAAUUGUGUUCAGACCAAAAAAGAUCAGUUUAAAUUUGUUUUAUACAUCAGUGGUGGUAUUUCUGAGCUACAACAUGAGGCCAAAACCUAGCAUAAAAGUCCACCAUUUUAGCUAAGAGGACUAAUGAAGUCAUCAUAGUAGUUCUGGGGUAAGUUGAUCCAAUGUCUCAACUGAGAAAGUAAAGACGUCUGAUGAGAGGAUCAGAGCUUCAGUUCAGAUUGUUGAACUGUGUUACUUUUUCUUUUCAAAAAUACAGCCGUGAAUGUUCUGAAUCACUAAAAGGCAUUCUCAUGUUAAAAUGGCUUUUUACAAAACAGCUUUUUAGCAGUUAUAUGCAAUGAUUAUAAAAAGAAUCAUUGUACCAGUUAAUUAGCGUAUAAUAGAUAAAAAUAGACAUGAAUGUGAAGAAGUGACUGUUUUUUAGGGAGAGAGAAGGUGAGGAAGGCCUGGGGUGGGGGGUUAGUAGGGAUACGGCUCAACUUACCACGCUUAUGGUCAACUUACCCCAUACACAGGGUAAAUUGACCAUAGGAGACCACUUUUUUUUUGGCAUGCUAUAUUAUCAAGACAGUUAUGUUUACACUUAUUCUAUUGGUUUGCAGGGAUGUACAACAUCCUGAAGUAUAUGCAGAUACACUAGUUAGAGGCAAAACUAUGAUUGCCUUGAUGUAGUGAUCUGAAAUAUGAAAAAUGGCUCAUCUUAUCCCACUCUCUCCUAUAGCCCUAACAUAGAUAAGUUUGGCAUAUCUUCUUUAUUUAAGAUGCGUGUUUGGCAUGUCUUUGUUCAUAGCCCCAUAACCCAAAUAACACAAGUACUGAAUUAAUCCACUGUUUUGUAUUGAUUAAUUUAACAGACAGAGCUGUCUAACAAGUAAUUAUUACCAUGCUUCAUAAAACAUGCUGCCAACAGCUUGUAGGCUUUUGGUUUCACUGCCUGUAAUGAAGGUUACUGUGACAAUAAUAGUGAAAAAAGUGUAUGUCCUAUAUGCAGGGUAACAGGCUAAUCUUAAUCUUGGUGGCAAUAUAAAUCAGCAGGUCUCGUAUUAAGAUUUAAAAUAGUGAUUUUGAUAAUUGGGGUAGGAAUUAUAAUCUCCAUUAUAAUAUUGAAAGUCAAACUGUUCGACAGCAGUGAUAAUGGUGAGUCAAGAACAGGCUGACACAAUGGCUUUACAUUGGGGGAAAAUAGUUAAGUAUGCAACACAUCAGAGAGACCAAAAUUCAUCAUCGGAGGUUGCAGUCAAAACUAUAUUUUCUUUGUUGCUACCAACAACACAUUUCAUGCUAUUUUUACUGUGAGCUAACUGCAUGAGUUGAAUCACAGGUGUUUUUAGCACACCCUUGGUUCAAACUUUUCCAUGAAAUAACACGUCUGUGUUUUGUUUCUGGCUUGUCCCUCCUGCAGUCAGGUGGUUAAAAAAUCAGCAGAUGUAGGUUUAGGUGGGAAAGUGCUUAAAAAUCUGGUGAUGAAACCCAAAAUUAAGGCCAUGGUGGAAAGAUUUUUUUUUUUUCCCACUAGCCAGUUGUUCUUUGUCUUGGAGCCUAAGAAAAAUACCAACAUUUUAUGAGUACACAGUGUGAGAGAGAGAGAGAGAUGUGAAGGAGAUAAAGAAAGUCGUUUAUGUUACACUAAUGUCUCACAGAGUUAGUCAGUAUUAGUCAGUAACUAGUUUAGUGAUAAGCCCAUUCUGUACCCACUGAAUCCCUUUACAGCCUGUGUUGUUGUUGGAUAAAGAAAGAUCCUAGCUGCUUGUGGCAGCCUGUGUGUACAGUAAGUAAGGUUUGAAAGGUUGCACUUGAAAGAUAAGUGUGUAGCCUUUUGCUUAGAGCAACUUUAAUUAUAUUCCUGGAGGUUAUGGUGUCUUAUAUCUUACAAGACCAUCCGCAUCACUCGGGGCAGAUGACAGUGAGUGUGUGUGUCAGCAGGUAUGGGUGUUUUGGUACAAAGUGGACUCUAGUUAGUGAAUUUUAAUGUGCGCACUGCUGAAGCAGCAGAUUGUCCUGUCACAUGUCCUGCCAUAGAAGCCUGACGCUCCUCCUGAUGGCGUCACAAUCGGAAAACAGUGUCUGUCCUACUGUGAUCAUAAAACAGUUUGAACUGCAGUUAAAAGAACAUGUGACAACAAUAUGUCAUCUUUUUAGUUUCUGGGAAGGGUAGUCUUAGUGUCUGGUGCAUUCUUGUAAAAGUUGAUUUACAGCGUAGUGUACAGAGUGAAGGAGAGCAGAGGUGUGAUAUUUGGACUGGAGAGAAAGAUAAAGAUUCCCUUUGUUAUAAGAAGAUCAGGUAAUCAUUAAACACUUUAGUACAAAUACACAUUGGUUUAUUAAGUCUUAUUGCUCCAUCUUGGAAUUAGGUUUGUUUUUACCUCCCUUGAUGAAAUCAUCUUUAUUACAGGCCAGACUGAAGUGAAAAUCGUAAACAAGCAUUUUGAUGGAAUAUUCUCAGGCCUGUAGCGCUUCAAACAAGGUUUUUCUUUAAGCUACAGUUUUCUUUAUUUGCUGUUCACUGCCUUUUCCUUAUUUUGCCAUUUAAUGAUAGUUUUAAUGAGAAGUGAGACCUAUGGCUGUAGGAAAGCCCUGGACGCAUGUUACUGACUCCACCUGCUCCUACAUCUGUAUGUUGGACUUUCAGGGGAUCCAAGUCAUGAGUUCAGUUGUUUCCAGAGCAAUUCUUUCACCCUUACGUCAUUUUACCAGGUUUUAUUGACUCAUUCCUUUUGGUUACAUCAGCUGAGGGGAAAUAAAGUCAAUAAUCCUGAGAGAAUGGAUCUUUUUGAGCCUUUAUCCUUGACCAACCAGACUGUUUCUAAACUGAGUUUCUCCUCUGUAAAGAAUAAGAUUAUUUCACACAUCAACAACUGCUACACUCAAAUAUGCUUACCCUGUGAAAAGCUUCAGCGGAGUCAUUAGUUUUUUUUAAAUGUGUCACUCAGGCUUUGACAUGUAGAGAGGAGGAAGUAAGCAGAGACAUUAUUUACAUAUUAUCAUGUGUUGAACAAAAAUCAACAUUUCCUGUACGUAUGAAAGAACUAAAAAGAAAAAACUAAAAUAAAUGAUAAUCAUAAACUAAAAACUAUAAUAUUGAUCACGCUGUUGAUUUAGAAAAGGCUGUUAGAAAGUCAGAGGGCAGGUUGGCAUGCAGGGGGGUAUACCAUUUGUAUAGUCUGCCCUCUAGUGGAGAAUAUAUAAACUGCCCCUAAAUGGAAGGUAUCUAUUUCCCUGUAUUUCUGAACAAAACACAUUAUGCAUGACUUUUACGAGAGCAGUCUCUCAAAAAAGGUGGAGAAAAGUCCUCAAAAACUUGAGGUUUUUUUUCUGCUUGUUGUAGUUUAGAUAACUUUAAAUUAAAGUUAACCUCUCCCAAUCUUUAGUGGAACUAUCAGUCCCUGAAUGUUAAUUGCCAGCCAGGAAACACAUGUAAUGAGAGUUUUUAAAGAAAACUGUGUCUUUCAGGCGAGAAUCUCUCUGAGAAAGUUAAACAACCUGAACAUUAUUACUCUGUCAGCCGCUCCACCUUUUCAGCAGCCGCUGUGUGAUCAGGUCACGGCUGACAGAGCUCACUGAAGUCUAAUGGUGUAUUGAUGGCACCGCAAUGUAGAGGCUGUGGGAAAAAAUGGACAGAAGACAGCUUGUUUACGAAGAGAACAUAAAGUCAUUACUGCUUUACAACCAAAUGUGAAAGGCACACCUGCUGGAUGAGGGUUUUAUUGUAGACUAGAUCAUGUAUUGAACCAAAGCAGUCCCUCUGAAUGUCUGAGAGAAGAUUCCCUCUGCAUCAGUCAGUUGUUUUUCAAUCAGCACUCCCACAUUUUCUGAAUUAUGCAUUCAAUUUGAAAUGUGAACUCAGACAAAAAAUUCUCCUCGGAGAGUAAGUUUCUCCAAAAGUUUAUAGUUGGUGUAAAAGUUGAAUAAGAAAUACACGUUUGUUUGCUGCUAAGAGCUUUAAAACAAUGUAAUUGUUAUAUUUAGUACAUAAGAAGGAUGGAUGAUGCUUUUUACUCUCACAGGAACUCAACCAAAAUAUUAAAUUAGGACGUGUGUUUUGCAAGCAUAGUUUUUAACAUGCGGAUUAUGUGCAAACUACGCUCUGUACUUCAAUAAAAACUUUGCGGUUUAAAAGAAUGUAAUGUAAAAUGGUUUUGUCCUCAAUUACCCCGGGUUGUAAUAAUUUCAACUUCAAGGACCAAGCUGUUCUUUUUGACUUUGCCCACCCUGACACUGAAGUCACUCUCAGUCUGGCGGCCAUCCACGAGCUGGAGUUAUAAGCUUGGUGUGAUGUCUGGUUCGGUGUGGGAAAUGCGACACCUUCAGUGCAUUAAAACACAGGUGAGAACUGGCAGCUACCUUUAUAAAAGACUCCCUCCAUCACACUCACACAGCACUGACAGCAAGGUUACCAUUUGGAACCUUGUACCAAACCAGACAAAGAUUUUUCAGAUUUUUUUUUUUACUAACUUCUGCUGUAACUUUUUCAAUCAGAUUUUGGAAUUAAUUGCCCCCUUCUCCUUUCCAAGACUCCCCUUGUUAAUUUGCAGGAAUGGCUCCCCUGAACAGCCUGGUCUUUUUCUCUUUUUGGACUCUGGCUCUCACGUUUCCUCACAGUGCUUUUGAGGACAUUGUGAAAAGGUCAAGAAUGGAUUUGGAAUCAUCAGGCGGAGGACAAGACGAACCUGUCCGAGGAAUAGUGAAGGUGGUGCAGCUGGAUCCUCGGUCCUUGGCCCGGACCGGCUUCUUCAAACAGGGAUUGACACCCAGAAGAGCCCCCUCUCUCAGCUCAAGACUGUCAUUCCCUGCUUUCUUAGCCAACGGGCGUCCAGGUCCAGCCUUAUCCGCCAGGGUCCCAGUGAGUCCUCUGCAUCACCUAAACCCCAAAAAUGAGGUCGAGCUCAAGAAGAGACAAGGCCUGCAGAUGUGGCAGAGAGCCAUAAAUAAAGGAGAAAAGAUGCACCUGCCAGUCAACCUGAAGGACACCAAACAGACAUGCACUGCAGUACCUUUCACUCAGGUAAGAGGCAGUCUGUGCAACACAUAAGUAAGAGCAUUAAAGCUCCAGUGAGGCAUUUUUAGCAGGUUAUGAAACUGUCUGCAACUAGUAAUGCAAAGAAUAUUAGCAGAAAGACUGAUUUUAUCCAGAAUUUUCUGGGGGUGUAGGUCCUAGACCAUGCAGCCCUCAGAGGUAAAUUUGUAGAAACAAUAUUGCUGUGAUUUUUUUUUGCUAAUCUUGACUCUGUUUUUGUUUCUCCUAGCACGUGACAGCAGAGGGAUGCAGUACAGUUAUUGUGCACAACAAACUGUGCUUUGGCCAGUGCAGCUCCCUGUUUAUCCCUUCUGAAGGGGAGCUUACAGAGCUGGGUGCUACCGGGACACGGUCACUUCACCACCGGGCCCCCUGCUCUCGCUGCGCCCCGUCCAAAUCUCGCACUGUGACUGUCCCGUUACGCUGCGGUGCCCAGGUCAGGGAGCGGCGGCUGGUGGUGGUGGAGGAGUGCAAGUGUGAGACGGGCCGAGAAGAGAGGAGCGCUGAGGCUGCAGCUUUGACUCACUUUUAA
Messenger RNA from Xyrichtys novacula (pearly razorfish), 6386 nucleotides. The record is from the annotation of a GenBank genome assembly. Lineage: Eukaryota; Metazoa; Chordata; Actinopteri; Labriformes; Labridae.